AUGGCCGAAGCCGUUCUUUGUCGCUCUGCAGCUAAAUUGAGAGAAUUAUUUGCGAUUUUAGUGAGCACAUGUGGUUUAUCGAAUCCACUUAAUUUGUGGAAUAAAUACAAGGCCGAUUUAUCAGAAGAUAUAGCGUAUAGGUUGCAAGAUACCCACAACGAUAUUAUUUACAACGAAGCCUUAGUACUCAUUGAAGAUAAAAUGCUUACCAUAUCUGGUAAAUGCCUUGCAGAUUUUGGCCUACCUACACCACAGAGAAGAGGAGAAAUAUCAAGCGAUGUUGCACGAGAGCUUAGCUACGAUAUACCAGUUUUACAGUCGCAUGUCCGUGAAACAACACCGAAACUGCUUCCUGAACAACAUGCAGUUGUCAAUGUAAUAUUAAAUAGACUAAGUAGCGGAGAAGGACUUUUUUUCCUGGACGCUCCCGGCGGCACAGGAAAAACAUUUGUGCUAAAUCUAUUGCUAGCUCACGCAUGA
Molecule: messenger RNA, 480 nt
Organism: Rhagoletis pomonella (apple maggot)
Lineage: Eukaryota; Metazoa; Arthropoda; Insecta; Diptera; Tephritidae
Exons: 1
Coding region: 1-480 (159 amino acids)
Source: RefSeq, a predicted model, not a curated record